This is a messenger RNA of Oncorhynchus tshawytscha (Chinook salmon), 10744 nucleotides long. RefSeq names its product histone acetyltransferase p300-like. The record is from RefSeq and is a predicted model, not a curated record. Gene Ontology annotation, cellular component: transcription regulator complex; histone acetyltransferase complex; nucleus. Lineage: Eukaryota; Metazoa; Chordata; Actinopteri; Salmoniformes; Salmonidae. Gene Ontology annotation, biological process: positive regulation of transcription by RNA polymerase II. Gene Ontology annotation, molecular function: transcription coactivator activity; chromatin DNA binding; zinc ion binding.
CGACAAGGGUUUGCUGCCCGACGCUUAUGUUAAUUUUAUGCUAAGGGUGGCAUAAAUGACGGGUGUAAACAUGGAAGAUAUAUUUUGGGACAAUUUUCUCGCAUCAGAUGAAGCUAUACGAGUUUAGAGGAGAGCCACUACGUGUGUCUCCCUCUCUCUCACACCGAGCCCCCUCCUCCUCCGCUGGCAAUUUAUAAAGAACAAAAAAUUCGACUAGGGAGGGGGUUGAUACGCCGAAGCUGAAAUCGAGAGGCGAACCCAGGAAAGGAGUAUAUUGUACACGCGACUUUCCCCCCCUUCGUCCCCCAAAAGGAGGGGGAAAAGUCAGAAUUGUGGAAUCGAAAAGGAAAAUAAGGUUCAAAAGACGUGAAAACGUCUUCCGUUGUGGAUACCGUAUAUCUUUUUAAUUCGAAAAAAUAUGGCCGAGAACGUUCUGGACUCUGGCCCGCCUUCAGCCAAGAGGCCUAAACUAUCCUCUCCGGCACUGUCUGUUUCCGCCAGCGAUGGAAACGAUUUCGGAUCGUUGUUUGACCUGGAGCAUGACCUCCCGGACGAGCUUAUCAACUCCUCAGAGUUGGGCCUGGUCAACGGCGGGGACCUCAGCCAACUGCACACCAGCCUGGGAGGUGGGAUGGGCCCAGGGGGAGGGGGUGGCCAGGAUGCGGUGGCCAAGCACAAGCAGCUCUCCGAGCUCCUUCGAUCAGGCGCUCCACACGCCUCCACCCAGCAGGGCGCAGUGGGCAGCACAGGCGGGGCCAGCAUGGGCCACCUGGGAAACAUGAAGGUGUCCCCUGGGCCCCAGGGCAUGGGCCAGCAGCAACACCUCUCACCUCAGCAGCAGGCCAGCAUGAUGCAGCAGCAGGUGGGGAUGGUGGGCAGCAUGAAUCGGGGAAUGAUGGGGGCCCAGAAGGGCAACGGACAGCAGCAGCAAUCCAUGAUGGGUGGGCAGGUGAUGAACGGAUCCCCCAGGAUGGGCUUCUUGAACCAGGGGAUUGGGGGGAACAGUAACCUGCUGGCUGAGACUCUGCAGCAGCAACAACAGCAGCAGGGGGCUGGUGGACAGACUGGACUCCGAGUACAACAACCUGGAGCAAUGAACAAGAUGGGUAUGAUGGGUAACCCGGGCUCCUAUGGAGGCCCCUAUGGAGGGCAGCAGGCAGGCCUGGGGGGAGCAGGGCUGGGCCCUCCACUCCAGAACAAAGGCUCCAUGCCCAACAGCCUGGCCCAGUUCAGCAUGGACAAGAAGAGCCAGCCCAUGCAGGGCAUGUCUACCAUGGCCUCCCAGCAGUCCGCUGCAGGUGUGGGCGGUGGAGCCGGAGGCACUGCAGGGAUGGUCCCCAACGCCCAGGGAGGCCUAGGGCCCGCCGUGUCUGUAGCCGCAGCAGCCGGGGCGCCCCCUACGGCCGACCCUGAGAAGCGAAAGCUUAUCCAGCAGCAACUAGUGCUCCUGCUACACGCACACAAGUGCCAGCGGCGGGAGCAAGCCAACGGGGAGGUGCGCCAGUGCAACCUGCCACACUGCCGCACCAUGAAGAACGUCCUCAACCACAUGACCCACUGCCAGGCUGGCAAAUCUUGCCAAGUGGCUCACUGUGCUUCAUCCAGACAGAUCAUCUCUCACUGGAAGAACUGUACACGGCACGACUGUCCGGUCUGCCUGCCACUCAAGAACGCUGGGGACAAGAGGAACCAGCAGUCUCUGCUAGGGGGUACUGGUGUAGGUCUGGGUAGUUCCCUGGGCUCAGUGCCCGGAGGCCAGCCCAGCACCCCAAACCUCAACCCCCCCAGCCAGAUCGACCCCAGCUCCAUCGAGAGGGCCUACGCUGCCUUGGGCCUCACUUACCAGGGCCUGCAGAGCCAGCCCAACCAGGCUUCUCUGCCCUCACAGGGCCUGCAGAGCCAACCGGGCAUGAGGCCGCUCAAUCCCAUGGGGGGUAACCCGAUGGGAGUGAAUGGAGGUGUGGGUGUUUCACCCCAGAACCAGCAGGCCAGCCUGCUACAGGACACCAUGCUACACCUCAACAUGAACUCCCAGGGUCUGAUGAGUGAUGCGGGCGGGGCGGGUAACAUGGGAUGCAUGCCCACGGCGACCCCACCCUCUGCAGCGGGCAUGAGGAAGAGCUGGCACGAGGACAUCACCCAGGACCUGAGGAACCACUUGGUGCACAAACUGGUACAAGCCAUCUUCCCGACCCCAGACCCUGCUGCUCUGAAGGACAGGCGGAUGGAGAACCUAGUGGCGUAUGCUAGGAAGGUGGAGGGGGACAUGUACGAGUCUGCCAACAGCAGGGCGGAAUACUACCACCUGUUGGCUGAGAAGAUUUAUAAGAUCCAGAAGGAGUUGGAGGAGAAGAGGCGGACGCGGCUCCAGAAGCAGGAUGGUCCCCUCCCUGACCACUCUCUGGUGCGGCCCGGUGGACCCAACCAGAUGGUUAAUAGGAUGCAGAACCCUGCAGGUAUGAACCAGUUCAACCAGAUGGGGAUGCAAUCUAUGGGUCAGAGGUUGACCCCUCCUCUACCCCUCACACCCAUCAACCAGAUGGGCAUGGGGAACCCCAGGAUGAGCCAGCCCAACGUGGGCCAGUACCUGCCCCAGGCACAGUUCCCAGGCUCCGGUCCAGGCCUUGGCACUGGUCAGCCUGGCAUGGCACAGCCUGGCAUGGCACAGCCUGGCAUGGCACAGCCUGGCAUGGCACAGCCUGGCAUGAACCAGCAAGGCAACCAGGGAGCCAUGGCACAGCCUAGUAUGAACCAGCAAGGCAACCAGGGAGGCAUGGUACAGACUCAGAUACCCAUUCCUUCCCCUCUCCCCGUCAACAGCCCUCUAGCCGGGCCCGGCUCGGUCGGCGGGGGUAGUGGCGUCCCCUCGGUGGGGCCCAUGGGUCCCCAGAGUGUGGGUGGAGGCCCCUUGUCCAACCUGCCCCUGUCCAACAACGCCCAGCAGCCCAACUCCAUCCCCCACCUCGCGGCCAUGCGCCAGAGCUCGCCCUCCCCCGCCCGCAGUCUUACACCCACACCCCACCAAACGCCACCCAGGCUAGCGGGCUCACAGACCCCCCAGCCCCACACCCCCAACCCGUCUCAGCUGGCCCCCCCAGGCCCUCAGCAGCAGCUAGGGCCCGGCAGCCAGGGGCCAGGCUCUAACAAGCCCAUGCAGCAGGGGAUGGGGGCGGGGUCCACCACCCCAUCGCACCCUGGUCACCCCUCCACAACCCCCAACCCACAUGGAGGCCAGCUCCCUCGCACGCCUCGCACUCCGAUGUCCCAGAAGGGGGGCUUCCAGCCCCAGGACGGUCAGGCUCUGACCCCAGCUUCGGUCAGCAGUGUGGACACAGCCUCCCAGCAGGCCUCCCAUUCGGAUGCCUCGGCCUCCGUGGACCCCAAGACGGAGGUCAAGCAGCAGCAGGAUGAGGAGGACGACGGGGAGGAAGGCUGCUCCAAGGGAGGGAAGUUAUCCAACGUCAAGAUGGAGAACAAACCCAUCAAAAUGGAGGGGGUGAAGAAAGAGGAGUGUGGGGGCAAAGGUGUUCCCAUGGAAAUGUCGUCAUUGGUGGGGGUAAAGAGUGAAGACAGGGUGAAGACUGAAGACCAGAAGCCGGAGGUGAAGAAGGAGCCAAAAGAGGAAGAGAAGGGAUCCGAGUCCCCUGGUACACCGUCUGGUGCCCAGAAUAAGAGGAAGAUCUUUAAGCCAGAGGAGCUGCGCCAGGCCCUCAUACCCACCCUGGAAUCUCUAUACAGACAGGACCCAGAGUCUCUGCCCUUCAGACAGCCUGUUGACCCUCACCUACUGGGCAUACCUGACUACUUUGACAUAGUGAAGACCCCCAUGGACCUGUCCACUAUAAAGCGGAAGCUUGACACGGGUCAGUACCAGGAACCCUGGCAGUAUGUGGACGACAUCUGGGUCAUGUUAAACAAUGCCUGGCUAUACAACCGCAAGACGUCCCGCGUCUACAAGUACUGCUCCAAGCUGGCUGAGGUGUUCGAGGCUGAGAUAGACCCCGUCAUGGUCAACCUGGGCUACUGCUGUGGCCGGAAGUUGGAGUUUUCUCCCCAGACGUUGUGCUGCUAUGGGAAGCAGCUGUGCACUAUACCCCGGGACGCUGCCUACUUCAGCUACCAGAACAGGUACCACUUCUGUGAGAAGUGCUUCAACGAAAUCCAGGGGGACAACGUGUCCCUAGGAGACGACCCCUCCCAGCCUCCGACUUCCAUCGGUAAAGAUCAGUUUGAGAAGAAGAAGAAUGACACAUUGGACCCUGAAUUGCUUGUGGAAUGUAUGGACUGUGGACGUAAGAUGCACCAGAUCUGUGUCCUGCACAACGACACGAUCUGGCCGUUAGGUUUUAAUUGUGAUGGCUGCUUAAAGAAGUUGAAUAAGACGCGUAGAGAGAACAAGUAUGCCGCCAAAAGGUUGCCCCACACUAAGCUGGGCUGUUAUUUGGAGACGAGGGUGAAUGACUUCCUGAAACGUCAGAGCCACCCUGAGUCGGGUGACGUCACUAUCCGAGUCGUCCACGUCUCUGACAAGGUGGUGGAGGUCAAACCAGGCAUGAAGUCCAGGUUUGUGGACACUGGGGAGAUGUGUGAGUCGUUCCCAUAUAGAACGAAAGCCCUGUUUGCCUUUGAGGACAUCGAUGGUGCUGACGUCUGCUUUUUCGGCAUGCAUGUACAGGAGUAUGGCUCGGACUGCCCUCCUCCCAAUCAGAGACGAGUGUACAUCUCGUACCUGGACAGUGUUCACUUCUUCCAGCCUCGUUCUCUGAGGACGGGCGUCUACCAUGAGAUUCUCAUUGGCUACCUGGAGUAUGUCAAGAAGCUGGGGUACACGACGGGUCACAUCUGGGCGUGCCCACCUAGUGAAGGGGAUGACUACAUUUUCCACUGUCACCCUAUGGACCAGAAGAUCCCCAAGCCCAAGAGGCUACAGGAGUGGUAUAGGAAGAUGCUGGACAAGGCUGUGGCGGAGCGCAUAGUGCAUGACUUCAAGGACAUCUUCAAGCAGGCCACGGAGGACCGUCUGACCAGUGCCAAGGAGCUGCCGUACUUUGAGGGGGACUUCUGGCCCAACGUGCUAGAGGAGAGCAUCAAGGAGCUGGAGCAGGAGGAGGAGGAGAGGAAGAGAGAGGAAAACAGUACUUCCAACGAGAGCGUAGAUGCCACGAAGGGCGACAGCAAGAACGCCAAGAAGAAGAACAGCAAGAAGACUUCUAAGAAUAAGAGCAGUAUGAGCCGAGCCAAUAAGAAGAAGCCAGGCUUGCCCAACGUGUCCAAUGACCUCUCUCAGAAACUCUACGCCAGCAUGGAGAAGCACAAAGAGGUAUUCUUUGUGAUCCGUCUGAUAGCAGCACCCAUGUCCAACACGCUGGGCCCCAUUACGGACCCCGACGGCCUGAUGGCCUGCGACCUGAUGGAUGGGCGCGACGCCUUCCUCACCCUGGCCCGGGACAAACACUUGGAGUUCAGCUCGCUGCGCAGGUCCAAGUGGAGCUCCAUGUGCAUGCUGGUGGAGCUCCACAACCAGAGCCAGGACCGCUUCGUCUACACCUGCAAUGAGUGCAAGGGCCAUGUGGAGACACGCUACCACUGCACCGUCUGCGAGGACUAUGACCUGUGCAUCACCUGCUACAAUACUAAGGGCCACAUCCACAAGAUGGAGAAGCUGGGUCUGGGCCUGGACGACGAGAGCAACAACGCAGCCUCCUCGUCCAUUGCCAACCCCGGGGACUCGCGGCGCCUCAGCAUCCAGCGCUGCAUCCAGUCUCUGGUCCACGCCUGCCAGUGUCGCAAUGCCAACUGCAGCCUGCCGUCCUGCCAGAAGAUGAAGCGCGUGGUGCAGCACACCAAAGGUUGCAAGCGCAAGACCAACGGCGGCUGCCCCAUCUGCAAGCAGCUCAUCGCUCUCUGCUGCUACCAUGCCAAGCACUGCCAGGAGAACAAGUGUCCCGUACCGUUCUGUCUGAACAUCAAGCACAAGCUGAGGCAGCAGCAGCUCCAGCAUCGGCUACAGCAGGCCCAGAUGCUGCGGAGGAGGAUGGCCAGCAUGCAGAGGGUGGGUCAGCCACCUCCGGGACCGGGGGGAAACGGUGGACUACCAUCUCCGGGAAACAACGGCACCACAGGGCCCAGCACCCCCAUGUCUGUGGGCACGCAGCCCCCCACACCUCAGACCCCCACCCAGGGGAACAUGCCCCAGCAGGGGAUGGGCCAGGGCCCCCCGGGGCAGCAGCAGGGCAGCAUGCCCCAGCAGCACCACAUGCAGCACCAGUUCCAGCAGCAGAUGCAGCUGCAGGCAGGGGGAGGGGGAAUGAUUAACUCUCCUCAGCAGCAACAGAUGGUCCAACAACAGCUCCAACAGCAGCAACAGGGCCAGUCUCCAAAUGUCCAGCAGAUGCAGCACCCAGGAGGUCUGCCCCCCUACACCCCUAGACCUCCAGGAGCCUCGCCCCUCCACCAGUCCCUGGGUAAACCUGGUCUGGGCCCAGCCACCCCUCCACAGCAGCAGACCAACCCUAGCCAGGGUUCUAUGCCCCAGGGGCAGCAGCAGCAGGGGCCUCCUCCGGCAGCGGUGGAGAUAGCGUUGAAGAUCCAGCGUGUGGCAGAGACCCAGCGUCAGAUGGCCCAGGCCCAGAUCCUCCAGAGGCAGCAGGCGGCCCAGGGUGGAGGCAUGAUCCCCCCUCACCACCAGAACCCCCAGGCCCAGAUGCAGAGCAUGGCCCACCCAGGAGCAGUUAUGGUAGGGCCCCAGGGCCAGGGUCUGGCAGGGAGGACCCUGAUGGAGCAGCAGGGGAUGGUGGUGGGGCCAGGAGGCAUGCAGCAGCAGUCCCAGAUCCCCCCUCAGGUUCAGCUCCAGCAGCAGGCCCGACUUCAGAACCCCAACCAACAGCAGUGGGGAGGCCCUGGUGGGAUGACUCCCCAGCAGAGGCAAGGCAUGAUGGGACAGAUGGGUCACCUGACACUGCAGCAACAGCAGCAGCUAGCCCAGCAACAGCAGCAGCGGCAGCUUGCCCAGCAACAACAACAGCAGCAGCAACAACAGCAAGGUCAGCCCCAGCAACAACAGCAGGCAGGGCAAGGGGGGUUAAUGGGGUUGAUGGGAGUUCAAGGUGGCGUGGCUGGGGCGGCGGCGGCAAUGGUGGGGACAGGGAACCUCCCCCAGGCAGCUCUACAGGACCUCCUGCGUACCCUCCGCUCUCCCAGCUCCCCCGGCCAGCAGCAACAGGUCCUCAACAUCCUCCGCUCCAACCCCCUCCUCAUGGCUGCCUUCAUCAAGCAGCGAGCCGCCCGAUACCAGGGAGGUCCAGGGGUGCCUGGGGCACCGGGAGGAGGCCCAGGAGGGGGGCCUGGAGGUGUGCGGUUCCAGGGGGCCCCUGGUGGGGUAGGAGUUGGGCCUGGUGGUAACCAAGUUGUUAUGGAUGGUCAGCAGGUCAAUGUAAAUCCUGGAGCGGCCCAGGCAGGUAUGAACAUGGGCCAGGGAGGAGGAAAUAUACCCACUAUGGCUCAGAUACAGCAGUUGCAGCAGCAGCAACUGCAGCAGCAACUGCAACAACAACAGCAGCAGCAGCAACAACAGCAACAACAGCAGCAACAGCUGCAGCGCCCCCUCUUGCCUGGGAGUUUGCAGCAACAGCAGCAAAUGGCAGCGCAACAACCGCAGCAACAACAAGGCGGGAUGCCAGGCCAAGGCACCCAAAUGUCCAACAUGACUCCCCAGUUCAGAGAGAUUCUGAUGCGAAGGCACCUGCAACAACAACAACAACAACAACAACAGAUGAGUAACAAUGGUCAGUUCCAGCAGCCCCCCCAACAGCAGGGUCAGGGCCAGCAGAGCUUCAUGCAGCAAGGCCAGCCUGGUCAAUCUGGCCAGACUCAGUCUGGGGGAGGAGGGCCGCAGCAGGGGGGGGGGCAGGGGCCCCAACCGGGUCCCGGGCAGAGCCAGCAAGGGCAGGGCUACCCUGGAACCAUGUCCCAGCAGGUAGCCACAGCCCUGCAACAGAGGCUGCAGCACCAGAUGCAGAUGCAGCAGAUGCAGCAACAGGAUAGUGGGGGUGCGGGGCCUGGGCAGCUCCAACAGGGGCAGCAGGGUCCCCAACAAGGCCAAGGUGGUCCCCCCCAGCCCCAGUCCUCCCAUGCCAUUCUCCAGCAGGCCCUCCACCAGAGACUCCUCCAGCAGCAGCACCUAGGAGGGGGCUCGCCUGCCCAGCACGGCAGUCCUAUGAGCCCCCAGCAGCAGAUGGCCCAGUCCCCACACCCCCACCUCCAGGGCCAGGCUCUGGGCGGUCAAUCUCUCAGUAACCAGGUGCGUUCUCCUCAGCCUUCCCCUCGGCCACAGUCCCAGCCGCCCCACUCCAGCCCCUCGCCACGCAUGCAGCCCCAGCCCUCCCCUCACCGCAUCUCCCCCCAGACCCAGACAGGCUCCCCACACCCAGGUCACCUCUCCCAGCACCACCCUGGCAUGGUGGCCUCCCAAAACCCACAACAACAAUUGUCACAGCAACAACAACAGACUAACUCUGGGGACCUGGGUACAUUUGGUUCGGACCCAAGUGCUAUGAUGUCCCAGAUAAGUGGGAGGGGUUUGCAUGGCCCAGGGCAAUCGGACAUGUUGGGUAAUAACAACCAGGACCUGGGGACGAACAUUAACCACAACAGUUUAGACAUUAUGUAACCUACUACCACGUCUGUCUCAGUGGUCUGAAGAACUGCCUUCAUGGGUCUUGCUGGGAUUGAAUGGAAGGGGGAUGGCAGUUUUAAAAGGUAUUUUUAUUUAAUAUUUUUCUGAUGUAUAAAUGAAAAGAACUUAACUUCCUAUGGGAGAUGCAACAUUUUAAAUCUACAAGUCAAUAAAUGAAUAAAUUAAACAAAUGGUAAGUUAUUGCUGUUUAUGUUUUAUAUAUAUAUAUAACAUUUUUGCCAAUUGUGUGUAAGGAGUUUCUGGAUGUGUGAGUUCUUCCUUAGUAUAUGACACAAGUAAUAUUUUUGGGGACAGAAUUUUUUUUGCUUUUUUUUGCUUUUUUUUUUUUUUACACGUAUUUUUAAGAUUUUAAAUGUGGUGGAAAAUUAGUGAGCUAAUACAAUGGACCUUUUUUAUUGUUCUGUUUUCCUUCAUAAAACCAGUCAUGAUUGUAUCUGUUUUGCAGAAGUAUUUUUUUUAAUUUUUUAUAAAUAUAUUAUAAUGAUCAAUAUUUUUGCUGUAUCUACAAACAAACAUCAACAUAUCUUCCUGCCUUUUUUGGGGGGGAAAUACUUUUUUUUUUCGGUAAAUGUACCUUGCGACUGCUACAUUUCACAGAAUAUAUUUUUGAAAAGGACUGUCCAAAAACCGAGAGGAUUGAGAAAGGUGAGUUUAAAUUUUUUAUUUUUUUUGACUUUUUUUUUCUGGUUUUGUAAUCCAAGUUAAACUUAGUGUUGUGGGGAGGGUGUUGAACACUGGCUGAUCUCCCUCUUGGACUGACUGUCUCAGGUCAGAAGCUUCCAGUUUUGACGCCCAGAUCUUCUACGUGAACACAUCUUUCCCCGUGUCUCAACUUUUUUAUUUUUUUCUCUCCCACGAAUGUGCACUCCCCUUUUACCCCCACACUUACUACAGAAUGAUGGAUGAACUUACUGAGGAUGUUGCCAGCUGAUUCGGAUAGAUUGAUGGCUGUGUGCGUGUGUACAUGCAUACCCUCAUGAAAUGAAACGGGGAUAUGGCAAUGGGGAAUGUGUAGCGGGGUUUUCGAGCUAUAAACUCGCCUCUUUAAAAAAAAAACAGUUUUCUUGUCAACAAUGCUGCCCUUUCCCACCUCUCCUAGUCACAUCCCCCUUGUCUUUUGCCCUGCACCAUUGGGUGUAAUCUAAUAUUACUGUACAAAGAACUGGACUUUAAUGAAAUGCUGUUUUUGUAAUAAAAUGAACAGCCUUUAACCUAGGAUGAGCAGAGAGACACAAUUAUAGAUUUUUCUCCUUUUGAUUUGAUUUCCUAGCAACUCGGGCUCCUCCCAAAUUGAAAGUAUUGAGGCUUCUGUAAGGUACAGUAUGGGGUGUAGCUCAUAUGAGCACCAAUGCGCCUUUUAUUUUUGACAAACUUCGGUUAUUCUAACAAAUCACAUCUUGUUUGCUGUGAUCACCAACACAUUCACAUGCGCAACACAAUACCAGGGAGAAGGCUUAUUAGUGUGGUCAGACAAUGAAUUGGUCAUUAGAUUUCACAAGUUCACUUAUUUUUCUGUAUAGGUUGGGAUUUGGGGGGAGGGGGAAAAAAGUGGCAAUAUCUUGAGACUUAUUUUAUAUAAAAAGACAGUCUUUUAUAUAUAGAUAUAUUAUUUAAUUUCUUUUAUAUCUAUAUAAAACUUGAAGCUACAGGAAUUAGAUUAAACUUUUUGUAUUAAAGAUGUGAUGCAAAAUGACACUGCAGUCAUUGAUACUGCGGGUUUGUGUAUAUCAUGCCAUUUUGAAGAGAUGUACAUGCAUAUAAAUGUAUACAUACUGAAUCACUGUAGAAACCAUGGUAACUGAACUUUUGUUUAGUUUGUGUUUCUUCCUAAAGAGACUGGAAAUAAGACUAUUUAAUAUUUAGUGUUCAAAUGGAAUCUUUGACCACUUUUCUCUACAUAUUUUGGUGCUUGUGCUAAAAGAAAGCAGAAAAUAACUGUUGCUCCAUUUCUUUAGUUUCAAAUUUAAGUUAUUUUGGUGGUCUGAUUUGUAUUUUUUUUUUGCAAAUAAUUUAAUUGUACAAUAAAGUAUGUUUGUACCAUUGGAAAAA